This is a messenger RNA of Colossoma macropomum (tambaqui), 1139 nucleotides long. It is a transcript of the gene fcf1, whose product is annotated as FCF1 rRNA-processing protein. Bases 98 to 691 code for a protein of 197 amino acids. NCBI's taxonomy places the organism in Eukaryota, Metazoa, Chordata, Actinopteri, Characiformes, Serrasalmidae. The record is from RefSeq and is a predicted model, not a curated record. The transcript is spliced from 8 exons. Gene Ontology annotation, cellular component: small-subunit processome; nucleolus.
CGUCGUCGUCGAACGUGGAUGACGUCAAACGUUCCAUCACUUCCAUGGACACACGAGGGUUGUAUUAGACGGCGCUUUAUCCGGACACACACUAGCAAUGGGGAAGCAGAAGAAGCAGAAAUAUGCAGCAAUGAAAAGAAUGAUAAGCUUAAAGGAUCAAAGACUAAAGGAGAAGGAUCGAGCAAAAACACAGAAAAAGAAGAAAGAAGACCCCUCAGCCAUCAAAGAACAUGAAGUGCCAAAGUAUCCGUCCUGUAUGUUCUUCCAGUACAACACUCAACUUGGACCUCCUUAUCACAUCCUUGUGGACACAAACUUCAUCAACUUCUCCAUAAAGGCAAAACUUGAUGUAGUCCAAUCGAUGAUGGACUGCCUUUAUGCUAAAUGCAUUCCCUGCAUUACAGACUGUGUCAUGGCUGAGCUUGAGAAAUUAGGGAUGAAAUACAGAGUUGCCUUGAGAAUAGCCAAGGAUCCUCGCUUUGAACGCUUGCCAUGCUCACAUAAGGGAACAUAUGCUGAUGACUGCUUAGUCCAAAGGGUAACUCAGCACAAGUGUUACAUUGUGGCCACAGUGGAUAGAGACCUGAAGAGGAGGAUUCGAAAGAUCCCAGGUGUCCCAAUCAUGUACAUCUCUAAUCACAGGUAUAACAUUGAAAGAAUGCCAGAUGAUUAUGGAGCACCGAGGUUAUAACAUAUUGAAGAUUGAGUUGCCUUGUUUUUUUUUUUUGUAUUUGAAUUCUUUAAUAAAUUAGAACAUUGUAUAUCAAACCACAAGCGUGUCAAAGAUUUUGCACAUUUGGCUAUUUUCCUGCCUCUUUCUUAUUUUUUCAUCAUUUAUUUUUAUUUUGUUCUCUUUUUUUGCUCCAGACUGAGCCAUGUAUGUAUUUGUUUUGAAGAAAAUAAAUCUGUAGUGAAUUGAGUGAAAUUUAUACUACAGACUACAUUUGAUUGUAAACUAUGGUCUCAAAUUAUGAAAAAUGGUGACAGUUAUGGCCCACUUUGACCAUCUGGAGGACGGUGUAAUAUUAUUUUGUACAAUAAUUGUACAAAUGCCUUUUAAAGAUAAUUGAUGUUUUAAAAUUCUGCCAUUAAAUAAUAAAUUAACCCAUACUCAAGUGAUUGUAUUGUUACCUAGUGAA